GGAAAAAUAUUGCAGGUUCAUGUUUCACGUCGGAACGUUUUUGUCUGAACGGACACACCGGAAGUCUUCUCCACAUCGAAUUGUAACCAUUUGAGACGUUACCGUCGUAAACCUUUCCAGACAUGACGGACAGAUACAACAUCCACAGCCAGCUGGAGCACCUCCAGUCCAAGUACAUUGGCACCGGGCACGCCGACACCAGCAAGUGGGAAUGGCUGGUGAACCAACACCGGGACUCGUAUUGCUCCUACAUGGGACACUUUGACCUCCUCAACUACUUCUCGGUGGCCGAGAACGAGAGCAAAGCGCGCGUCCGCUUCAACCUAAUGGAGAAGAUGCUGCAGCCAUGUGGACCACCGGCAGACAAACCUGACGACGCCUAGACGCUUGUUUUUUUGUAUUUUUACAUUCACAAAUCACAAAUGGACUAGUCUUCACUAAUUUCAUUCUGGAACUUGAGGUUCUGCAGCUAUUUUUUUCUGUUACUUGAGCCAAACUUGCGAGCAGGAAGAAAAAUGCAAGUUUCUGGCUUUUAAAUAACUGCAGUGCUUUGCUUAUUCAUUGUUAUUAAUUAAAUCAUAUUUCUCACCAA
Molecule: messenger RNA, 592 nt
Organism: Doryrhamphus excisus (bluestripe pipefish)
Lineage: Eukaryota; Metazoa; Chordata; Actinopteri; Syngnathiformes; Syngnathidae
Gene: sf3b5
Product: splicing factor 3b, subunit 5
Biological process (GO): mRNA splicing, via spliceosome
Cellular component (GO): precatalytic spliceosome; U2 snRNP
Source: RefSeq, a predicted model, not a curated record